Messenger RNA from Pocillopora verrucosa, 1470 nucleotides. Its product is annotated as ribonucleoside-diphosphate reductase subunit M2 B-like. Lineage: Eukaryota; Metazoa; Cnidaria; Anthozoa; Scleractinia; Pocilloporidae. Gene Ontology annotation, molecular function: ribonucleoside-diphosphate reductase activity, thioredoxin disulfide as acceptor. Gene Ontology annotation, cellular component: cytosol. The record is from RefSeq and is a predicted model, not a curated record. Gene Ontology annotation, biological process: deoxyribonucleotide biosynthetic process.
CUUCCUCAGCCUUUUGGCACAUUGCAUCCCUUUGCGCUUUAUACUCCUUGCUGUAUUUCUUAGAAUCUUAGUUGUAAUUCAUCAUGCUUGGUGUAGACAAUCAUAUCGUGAGUAGCCACAGCAUCAACAAACUCGCUAAAACUCUUGAAGAUGUAGAUAUAAACGAGAAGGAAGACAGAAGCAACGAAAAGAACAACGAGACUCGCGGACCGGUGAAGCCAGUUUACAAAUCUCCUUCAAAAUUUGACAACGAGGAUGAACCGCUCCUACGUGAAAAUCCGCGAAGAUUUGUCCUUCUUCCUAUCCAGUAUAAAGAUAUUUGGGAAAUGUACAAAAAGGCUGAAGCAUCCAUCUGGGUAGCGGAAGAAGUUGAUCUCUCCAAAGACAAAGAUGACUGGGCUAACCUUUCGGAUGAUGAAAGGUAUUUUAUUUCCCAUGUUCUUGCCUUCUUUGCUGCCAGUGACGGCAUUGUAAAUGAAAACCUGGUUGAGUGUUUUAGUCAGGAAGUGCAAGUUCCUGAGGCAAGAUGCUUCUAUGGCUUCCAAAUUGCAAUUGAGAAUAUUCACUCUGAGAUGUACAGUCUGUUGAUUGACACCUACAUUGAGGACCCUGAUGAAAAGGAAAAUCUUUUCAAUGCUAUUGAGACAAUGCCUUGCGUCAAAAGAAAAGCUCAGUGGGCUUUGAACUGGAUCAAUCCUGAGAGAGCUUCUUAUGGUGAGAGGGUAGUUGCCUUUGCUGCUGUAGAAGGAAUCUUUUUUUCUGGUUCUUUUGCUGCCAUUUUCUGGCUAAAAAAGAGGGGCAAGAUGCCUGGACUUACAUUCUCAAAUGAGCUCAUCAGUCGUGAUGAGGGUCUUCACUGUGAUUUUGCUUGUUUGAUGUUCUCCUACCUAAAAAACAAGCCCUCACAAGAAACCAUUAUUGGAAUUAUCAAGGAUGCUGUUGAAAUUGAACAAGAAUUUCUAACAGAGGCCCUUCCAGUGAGACUCAUUGGCAUGAACCACUCCCUUAUGAAGCAGUACAUUGAAUUUGUUGCUGACAGACUUUUGGUGGCUCUACAUUGCCCUAAGGUUUUUAAUGCAAAAAAUCCAUUCGACUUCAUGGAAAACAUUUCUUUGGAAGGAAAAACCAACUUCUUUGAGAAAAGAGUUGCAGAAUAUCAGCGUGCAGGAGUUAUGAAGAAAAAGUCUGAGGAUUCCCACAAAUUCACCACAGAUGAGGAAUUUUAGACCAUUUUUGAGAGCUGCAGGAAGGAAAAAUUUUUUUUAACAUUUAGAACAUGAACUAUUUUAAAAUUACAUGUACAUUCUUGCAUAAAACUGUAAAUAUCACCUACAUCUGGAAAGGUUUUGCAAAUUAUUUUUUGUAAUUAGCAACUUAUUAGUUCAAAGUCUUUUGUGUACAAAGUUUAAACCUUUUCACUCAGACUGUUGAGUCUAGCUUUUCCUCUUUUGAGAUUUUGUAUGUAUUUUU